Cyanidioschyzon merolae strain 10D is the source of this 1641-nucleotide messenger RNA. RefSeq names its product serine--tRNA ligase, chloroplast or mitochondrial. Gene Ontology annotation, molecular function: ATP binding; tRNA binding; serine-tRNA ligase activity. Gene Ontology annotation, cellular component: mitochondrion. Gene Ontology annotation, biological process: mitochondrial seryl-tRNA aminoacylation. The transcript has a single exon. Bases 1 to 1641 code for a protein of 546 amino acids. Lineage: Eukaryota; Rhodophyta; Bangiophyceae; Cyanidiales; Cyanidiaceae. The record is from RefSeq and is a predicted model, not a curated record.
AUGGAACCUGCUCGUGGAGGCGAGGAAAGAUCGCUCACCUCCUUCGUACAUUCGAUAGGUUUAAGAAAGAGAAUGCGAUGGAUCCAAUCAGCAGGGAACUGGUUGCGAGUGCUUCGUACUGGCUAUCCAGCAGUUGCCGGGUCCAUUGCGGAGGCACGGGCAACGCGUCCGUACCGAAUGCGAGGCUGGCUCGGUGACGGCACCAGUUUCCGACCCAGUGCGUUUCGUUGUCGACAUUCUGAUAGCCGUUGCGCUACUCCAACAAACAUGAUGCUGACGCGAGUGUCUGGCACGCCGCCACCGGUCGACCUUCGGUACGUACGAGAUCACUUGGCGCAGGUCCAGGAGAAUAUCCAGCGGCGCGGAGUCGACGUCAACGCCACCCUUGUAGUGCAGCUGUAUGAGCGUUUCUGCGCGCUUACGGCGGAGGUGGAUCUAGUCCGAAAACAGCGCAACGAGGUGGCAGCCCGCAUGAAGAAUAUGCAGAAGCUCUCGCCUGAGGAGCGCUCCGAGUGUAUCGCACUUGGUAAGCAGUUGAAAGAGCGAGUGACUGCGCUUGAGGCUGAACUUGCCGAGACCGAGCAACAACUCUAUGCAGAAGCAGUACGGAUACCCAACCGGACCCAUCCUGAUGCUCCUGUAGGCGGCGAGGAUCAAGCCCGACUCUUGAGAAUGGCGGGCAAGCCUCGUGAUUUUACAGACUUUUCGCCGAAAGACCAUGUGGAGUUGGCGCAGCGACUUGAUAUAGUGGAUUUCGAGGCCGCCGCCAAAGUAGCUGGGGCGCGCUUCUAUUUUCUUCGCAAUGCAGGGGCAAUGCUCGAGCUGGCGUUGGUGAACUGGGCAAUGCAGCACCUUACCGGUAAGCACGGUUUCAUACCUCUGAUCGCACCCGACCUUGUGCGCGAGGAAACGGUUUGGGGUUGCGGAUUCCAGCCCCGCGGCGAAGCGUCUCAAGUAUAUUCGGUGGCAGAUACCUCGUUAUGCCUGGCGGGCACAGCGGAAAUACCGCUUGGGGGAUAUUAUGCGAACGAGAUACUCGACGAGACGCAGCUUCCGAUCAAGAUGGCAGCCGUCAGUCACUGUUUCCGUCGUGAAGCCGGUGCUGCCGGCACCGAGACGCGCGGUCUGUAUCGAGUCCAUCAAUUCACCAAAGUGGAAAUGUUCGUGCUUUCAAGACCAGAGGAAAGCGAUCGAGUUCAUCAGGAGCUUCGAUCUAUCGAGGAGGAGCUUUUCGAUGCACUUGGUCUCCAUUAUCGGGUGCUCGACAUGCCGACUCGGGAACUGGGAAACCCGGCCUAUCGCAAAUUUGAUAUUGAGGCCUGGAUGCCGGGUCGCAACGCCUUUGGCGAAAUCAGCAGUGCAAGCAACUGCACCGACUACCAGGCCCGGCGUCUGAAUAUCCGAUACAGAGAGCAGGUUUCGGAAAAACUGCGCUUCGUGCAUACACUCAACGCGACUGCCUGCGCAGUGCCUCGGAUGAUUGUGUCUAUUCUGGAAAACUUUCAGGAAAAAGACGGUUCGGUUACGAUUCCGCAAGUGCUUCGACCGUUUCUCGCUGGAUUGGAGCGCAUUCAAGUGCCGCCCGAACGGCACACUCCAUCCCGCAUCACAGAACCGGCUGGAGCCCAGCCAACACGUUGA